Molecule: messenger RNA, 857 nt
Organism: Plodia interpunctella (Indianmeal moth)
Lineage: Eukaryota; Metazoa; Arthropoda; Insecta; Lepidoptera; Pyralidae
Gene: CPG14
Product: keratin, type I cytoskeletal 9-like
Exons: 2
Coding region: 92-757 (221 amino acids)
Source: RefSeq, a predicted model, not a curated record
GGUUGGCAGAAUCCCCAGUAUAAAAGCGGAGGCUCUGAGUCUCAGUCAUCACACAACCUUCGACCACCAUCCAGUCCACACAUACACAAAAAUGGCCAAGUGGAGCAUUGUCGCGCUUGCGCUCAUCGGAUGCGCAGUGGCCGAGCCACCAGUUGGCUACAGCUAUUCAGCGCCAUCUUCCUUAAUCCUCGUUGGUGGCAGCAGUGGUGGUCACUACAGCGGCAGCAGUGGUGGUCACUACAGCGGCAGCAGUGGUGGUCACUACAGCGGUGGCCUCAGCAGCGGCGGUCACUACAGCUCCGUUCCUGUCGGUCAUCAGACUUCAGAAGGAUACAAUGUAGACCCCGUCCUCUUGAGCAAAAUCAAGCAUAUCAUCUUGAAGGAUGAGAUCCAAAACGAGGCUUACCAACAGGCUUCGUCUGGCCAUGGUCACGGGCAUGGCAUCUCCUCUCACUACGGACCCCCCGCGCCAGUGUACGGCGUUCCUCACGACAGGAUUGUUGGUAUCGAAUUGGAGCACAUCCAGCAAGGAAUCCAGGUCGCGCAAUACCACCAAGCCGAGGAAGGUUACUCAGGUGGCUACGCCGGUGGUUAUUCCUCAGGUGGAUAUUCCUCGGGAGGUUAUUCUUCAGGUGGCCAUGGAGGUAUCAGCCAAGGGUACUCAGCUCCCUCAAUUAGCUACUCCACUAUCGGAGUGCCCUCAGGAUCAUACGGAGUGCCCUCCCCCUCAUCGUCGUAUGGUGCCCCUCAUCAUUAAAGUCAUAGGAGUUAAUUUACGAAAAAUGUGAUCGCACUUAGGCUAAUAUGUAUUAUAUUAUUAUUGUAAGUUUCUGUAAAUAAAUCUCCUUUAGUGUAAA